AGGACGAGCUUAAUCUUUUAAAGGAGCGGAGCGGCGUGUCCCUCGCAGCCCUGAAGAAAGCUCUCGCCGCCGGCGGCUACGACGUGGAGAAGAACAACUCCCGCGUCAAGCUUGCCAUCAAGAGCCUGGUGACUAAAGGCACCCUGCUGCAGGUCAAAGGGACCGGCGCCUCCGGCUCCUUCAAGCUCAGCAAGAACCAAACUGAGACCAAGAAGAAGCCGGCGAAGAAGGCGGCUCCUAAAGCUAAGAAGCCCGCGGCCAAGAAACCCGCUGCUGCCAAGAAGCCAAAGAGCGCAGCGGCAAAGAGGCCCGCCGCUAAGAAAUCGCCCAAAAAGGCCAAGAAACCCGCCGCUAAGAAGGCGACGAAGAGCCCCAAGAAGACAAAGAAGCCAGCAGCGGCCAAGAAAGCAGCCAAGAGCCCCAAAAAAGCCAAGACUGCCAAACCCAAGGCAGCAAAGCCUAAAGCUGCAAAGCCCAAAAAGGCAGCCCCCAAGAAGAAAUAAAUGUUUUACUCCC
Messenger RNA from Sinocyclocheilus anshuiensis, 516 nucleotides. Its product is annotated as histone H1-like. The transcript has a single exon. Gene Ontology annotation, biological process: nucleosome assembly. NCBI's taxonomy places the organism in Eukaryota, Metazoa, Chordata, Actinopteri, Cypriniformes, Cyprinidae. The annotation marks the transcript as partial. The record is from RefSeq and is a predicted model, not a curated record. Gene Ontology annotation, molecular function: DNA binding; structural constituent of chromatin. Gene Ontology annotation, cellular component: nucleosome.